Messenger RNA from Symbiodinium necroappetens, 5370 nucleotides. The record is from the annotation of a GenBank genome assembly. NCBI's taxonomy places the organism in Eukaryota, Dinophyceae, Suessiales, Symbiodiniaceae.
AUGGUUUCAGAGGCCUCUGUUGUGCCUGCGGAUCAGCUUGAGCGAAAUACUCUGGCUAUUGAGCUUUUGCACAACAGGUUUCGAGUAUUGGAGACUCGCCUUGCUUCUCUGGACGAGCGGUUUUCAGGAUUAUCCUCUUUGCCUGAGGGGCAGCUCGAGCGUGUUACUUCUUUGGGCGAGGGGCUCACUGCCCUUGCCUCUUUGGUCGGUGCCUUACAGUCUGCUUGCUCUGCCAGACAGCAGGCUUUUGAGCGUUCCUUUUCCGAGCGAGUGGAGCAGGAGGUUGUGGAAGCCUUAUCUGCUUUGCACCGUCGUCUCGAUAUUCUUUGCUAUCAGCGGGCAGACCUUUGGGCCCAGCUUUGUCAUCUUGAUCGUAUGGCUUUUUCCGACUCUCCGGAGCAUUUUUCCUUUGAGGAACUGCAGCCUAUUGAGGAGCCGGUGCCAGUGGUCGUGAAGCGUUUUCGGAAGACGCUUCCUUUAGAAUCACCGGCUUCUUUGCGGUCGUGGUCUGUGGUGGCCCCGGCCUCGAACGAUGUUGCUCGCGAACUUUCCUUUGCAGACCUGCGGCCUGAAGCUGCUCAUUCGGUUCCUUUGCCGGGGCCCUUGGACGUGAUUGCUCGGCUUCCUGAGGGCAGCAGGUCUUGUUUUGAGCGCCCGGUUCUUCGUGAUGCCUCUGGUGCUUUGCCUCGACCCGUGCUUUCUGCCCCGAAGGAGCCUUGUUCGACAUCAUCGUCUUCGCCUUUGCCCCGGCCUUCCUUUGCCCCAGCUUCCAAAUAUGACAAAGGGCCUGCACAUCGCUUGGAAGUUGCUUUGCCUCCGGCUGCUUCUUUCCCCUCGGGGUCCCUCGUUGCCGGGUGUGGGGCUGUGCCUGUCCUUCCGACCAAACAGGCAGCAUCUUAUGCGAUCCGGUCCUUUGCGGUGACCGGUGGCAAGAGCACCUUUGUGGCGGCAGCCUCGGCUCCCGCUUUGCCCGAGCAUUCUUUUCGCACUUCUUCGGGUGCCCUGGAGAAGGAAUGGUUGCAGGUUCGCGGCCUUUGGAGUUCCUUCUUGCAGGAGCUUCUCGCCAAGGCGAAUUGCACCGAGCUUCUUGAGCUGGUUUGGCGCCGGAACUCAGCUACCACAGUUAAGCGCUACUUGCAGUCGCUUUUUCGGGUUUUCUCGAUGCUGGAGGAUUUGGAGGUUCCUUUCCCCUCCUUCUCCCGGCUUCAGCUGCACGACGCUGUUCUUGCUUUACACCGCACCUUUGACGGCAGCCUCACCUUUGACGAUAAUGUGCUCAAAGCUUUGCGCUGGUCUCAGAAGGCGUUCCAGCUCGACUUGCCUAGCUUGCACAGUGGCAUUUUUGCGGCUACGGCCUUAUUUCAACGAACGGGUGAGAAGCGCGAGGCACCUCCGAUUCCACUUGCAUUUGCUGUGUGGCUGGAGUUUUCUUUUAUUAAGGGUAUUGAGGACAUGGCCGAGCGCAUGUUCGCUGGGGCUGUUUUGCUUUGCCUGUGGGCGAGUUUGCGUUUUGGUGAUGCCCAACAUGUUCGCUGGUCCUCUUUGCUUUUCGAUUUGGCAAGCCUCCGUGGGUGGUGCUAUAAGACCAAGACACAUCCCAGAGGAACACCCUUUGCCAUCACCUCGGGUGGCUUUUGUGGCUGCCGCGCGGGCAACGAUUGGCUUGCUUUGUAUUGCCUCUCCCUGAACCAGGUCCUGGCUCAGUGCCGCCAGUGCUUUGCUGCCGCUUGUGAUCCUGAUGCUCUUUUCUUUUCUUUUGAUGCGCUGGCACCUUCAUUUGUGCCUCUGUCUUAUGGACAGGCUUUGCUUCGGCUUCGCUCUUUAGCUGCCCGGUGGUCUGAGGAGAUUGGUCUGGCAGAGUCUGGCAUCGGAGCAGUGGAUCGCAGGGCUCAGAUCGAGCGGUUCAAGGGCAUCACAAGCUUGGUUCGGUCGCUUCGUACGGCAGAGAUGAUUGUCUUCCUGCUUUGCGUUUGCAGCGAGCUGUGGUCUCAUGCUUCUCCGGUGGUUGGCGCGCUCAGACUCCUUUGCAGCGAGGUCUUCUCACUUUGCAGGUGCACUGGCUUCUACGUUUCGAUUCUGGACAGCGCUUGGCUGAGGCUGUGUGGUACGACUGAGCUCGCUUACGCCGGGCCUCGGCCCUACUUUGCGGGGCUGUAUUUCGACAUGAUGCAGUUCGUGGCCUUGGCGCUUAUGGUUGUUUUUCGCUGCUUUUGGCUUAUUCGGGGUAGCCCGUCUCCUUUGCCUAUGCCGCGGUACUUUGGCUCCCAUCUGCACUUCCUGUCGCUUUACUUUGCGCACAAGAUGCACUCCGAGCAGUUCAAGGCCAUCAUCAGCAACCUUCCUUUGCACCAGCUUUGCAAAUAUUUGUGCGAGAAGGCGCAGGAGGAUGGUUCGGAGGUCUAUGGGACUUUGUUGUGGGUGCCGGAGGCGGGUAGCUCCCCUACUUUGCCUUCUGCGGACCCUGCUUCCUCUGUGGAUCCUGGUACUUUGCCGCACUUUGGCAAGGAUGCUGCAUCGUCCACGGACGAUCCUUUGCAGUCGGAAGGGGGCAACCCCUACCCUGCACAUUUGCAUUGUUACCACAACCACAUGGGUUUCUCCUACGACGAUUGGUAUGCUUAUUGGCAGCGCAAUGGCUGGUGGGAUUCGAUGAAGGUGCCCCCGGGCGGCACUCCUUUGCAGUCUUCCAGUGCUUCGCCGACUCCGUCUUCUACUUUGCCGCAGGCCAGCUCUAGCGCUGCUGAUGUGGGCCCUGCUUCUACUUUGGACCCUCCUUUGAACCAAUCUGCGGGGGAUGGUGAUGGCGCACAGGGUGGGGCCCCUGCUUCCUCUCCUUUGCGGUCUGAGGCCACGGGCGACAAGCCCGGGGUUUCCUUUGACUCUUGCUUUGAUGACAUGCCCGCGGGUGUCUACGAGAAGCUUGGGCCCUACAAUGUGCGCAGGAUCAUGCGAGUGGAAUGCCAAGAAGAGUGCGAGGAGUGUGCCAGUGGGCAUUGCGGUGCCAUUCUUGAUGACAACGAGCUCCUCACCUUGGCGGCCUCCUUCAAGGUCCCGGACUUACUGGUGCAAGCUCUGAAGGACGAAGGUUGGGACGUGCCCUCCUUUGCCAUGUCGGCCACCUCGGUAGCUGAAGUUGACGGCGCUCUUUCGGAACUCGUCCCGGACUCCAGCUUUACUUUGCAGGAAAGAGCUAAUUCUCGUUUGCUUUGGCAGCGGUGUCACGCGAUGACUUGUGGAGCUUCUUUUGCUUUGCCGGAGCCUCCGGCUGAUCCGGCUUCGCUCUCAGCUCGGGAUUCGGCCUCGUCUUGGGCGAGCCCGUUCCCUCCCAAGGUUGCUGCAGAUGCUUUGCAAUCCCUCAAGAAAGAGUUCUUGAAGUCUUACACUUCUGAAGUUCUGGACCCGGACACUUUGCCCUCUCCCCGCCUUUUGGCUCUGGUGAAGGCCAACGUCGACGCUCUUCCUUUGCGAUCAGGCUGGCGCUGGGUGGCUUGGAAGUUUCGGCUUUCACAGAGGGCCCACGACGAGAAGGACAGUAUUGCUUUGAACUCUAGGCCGCGGAAAAUCGCUAAAUUUGACCUUUCAGAUCUGCUGCUGGACGAUAUGCCGCUUCGGGAGAUACCGUCGUCGGGCCAGCUGGGGAAUUACCAGUUGUCGCAAAUUUUAUCUUUGCAUUCUGUGGCAGUUGCUCUUUGCAAAGGUUGUCACCUCAGCACCCUUCGUGCAUAUGAGCGUGCAUUCUUGGAGCUGGCAACCAAGCGUUGCCCUGCCGAGUUGAAUUUGCGCAGCCCUGCGGCACAGGAGCUCGAGCAUGCCGAUCGCAUGCUUUGGUCGUCUUUGCACGUUCUCCUUUGCCCUCGCCCCGCCCUGCCCAAGCACAAUCCGAACAACAAGUUGCAGCAAUUGGGCCGCGAUCCCCCCAAGUUUUUGGGCAGAGGCGACAAAGGAGCGGACUCGGGUGGUAAGCGCCACAAGUGGGCCACUACUUUCAACGGCAAGACAGUUUGCCUUCGCUUCAAUUCUCGCUCCGGCUGCUCCGACAAGAAUUGCAAGUAUUUGCAUCAGUGUUGCGUGGUGGACGAGAACAACAAUAAGGGUCAGGGUGAGGCCUUGACUGGGUCGGCGGAUCUGUCACUCGCUAGCGUUGCUUUGUCAGACAGCAUUUCUUCGAGCGCGUUGGAGGUGGCAUCUUCGUGCGACGGGGCUCCACCUUUACAGCCUAUUCUGGUGGAGCUCGGUGUGGUCUCCGUGAUGGUGGCCCACGUCUUCGACCUGGAAGCCGGGCCCUUGGGAGAUCGUCUUCUGCAUCGCCUUUGUCAGUUGCUUUUGGCUACCUUUCUUGGUGGCGGUCACAUUUUGCUUUUCAUGCAUUCGGCCUCUGGUCUUUGGACCCAGCGGGCAACGAGAUCUCUUCUUUUGGAGGCACGGGCAGCAAUGACAGUUUUGCCUUUAUGUGGCUUCGGGUCGCCUUGUCAUGACGAGCUCUUGCUUGCCUCGUCUCUGGAAUGCUUUGGAAGCUUGGCUGGUAUCGUUUCGCGGCUUGGUCGGUCGAACUCCCUUUCGGGUUCUCCAGCUUUGAUAUCUUUGGAUGCUUUGGUGGCGUUGCGACCGGUUAAGCAGGCUCGUGAUCUCCCCAUCGCAUCGCAGGAUGGCGGAGGCAUUCAUUCUAAGCCCGACUGGUCUGUGCCGCCUUCUUCGGCUUCGGGGAUAUUUUCGCAACUUCGGAAGGAUUUCCUUACUUUCAUCUUGCAGCACGGUCUCCAUCGCCGCCUUCGAGACCAUGUGGCUGCGGCUUCGGAGUCUCCUUUCUUUUCAGAUAAGGAGGUCCUUGCUUUUCGGGGGAUCGCCAAUCGGUGGUUCGCUGCCCAGGGUUGCCGUGACGAAGUCAAUUGGAACAAGCCCUCUGGUCAGCCUUACUGUCUUCACGCUUUGCACUCUUUGAGUCAGGUGGUGAAGGACGCCGACAAGCAUUUAUUCUUGGCUUUGCUCGAGGGUGUCCCCACAGGGUACGAUGGCGAUAUUCCCAAGUCUAAUGUUUUCACUCAGCACGAUAGUCCUCUUUCCGACGGUGAUCUGUUGCUUUGCUUUGGGAACUGGACUGGGGCCGAGGCCGACCCCACUUUACUUUGCGAGCUUUUGCAGAAGGAAGUGGAUGCGGGAUGGUUGGAGACCAUUCCUUUGCACGAGGCUCAAGCUCGCUGGGGCUCUCGCCUUGCCGUGGGGCGCCUUAACAUUGUUAUCGCUCCUGGCAAGAAGCCUCGACUUGUAGUUGACAGCUCUGUGUGUGGUACCAACAGUUGUUGCCAAGUUCCCGAAUCGUAUGCUUUGCCCGGCCUGCAACACGUCGUUUCGUUUCGUUCUUUGAAUACCUGA